Molecule: messenger RNA, 2054 nt
Organism: Nothobranchius furzeri (turquoise killifish)
Lineage: Eukaryota; Metazoa; Chordata; Actinopteri; Cyprinodontiformes; Nothobranchiidae
Gene: gfi1ab
Product: growth factor independent 1A transcription repressor b
Biological process (GO): regulation of transcription by RNA polymerase II
Cellular component (GO): nucleus
Molecular function (GO): DNA-binding transcription factor activity, RNA polymerase II-specific
Source: RefSeq, a predicted model, not a curated record
ACACGAACCCGCUGCUGCCUGGUCUGAGAGGGAGAAAAGAGGAGAUGACAGGAAACGGGGAGAGUCCCGCAGAGAAGUUUUAAAUCAAGACUUCAGUCUCAGAUUCUCAGAGGCGAAGCAGGACAAGGGUCCGGGGACAGACGCCUCCCCCGCUGCAGAAAGUUUACCUUUGACCGGCUCCUUUCAGACACCACAGGCGGAUGUUCCCCGCAGACAGCAGGCACCUGUCCGACAGACACCUGGCAGACGGGACGGCCAAAGCGCGCAUGCUCCGUUGUCAUGUGGGACUCUAUUAAAGCGCAGUGAUCUGGUCAGAGGGUACCACACCUCCAGCAGCAGCAGCACCGCGUCAGGGACGGCCCAGGACAGGCCUUCCCUCCUGUCUGCAGCUGGACCCGCACCUCUCCUCCGAAGAUGCCGCGUUCCUUCCUGGUGAAGAGCAAGAAGGCGCACAGCUACCACCAGCCGCGGACUUUAGAGGAUGACUACAGCCCGCUCGACUCGAUUCUGGAGCGCACGUGCUCAGAGACGGACAGACUCACGGAAGAGGACACCGACCCGACUAGGGACAGGUACGGCCUCUCCCCGGCCUCCCACCUGGGGGACGAGCCUGACUUCCCCCCCAGCUCUCCUCAGAGCUGCACCGACAGUCUGUGCGCUCAGUCCCCGGACUAUGAGGACUACUGGAGACCUCCAUCACCCUCAGUAUCACCGGUUGACUCAGAGAAAUCCCUGUCUCCUCUGGUGGACGAGACCCAGCCCUUCAUGGUUCCCUUUCGGCCUUACGCCUGGAGCAGCUAUCCGGGGCCAGGCCUGAGGCCCCUGGACCAGGACCUCCUUCCCACCAUGGAUGUGGACAGAGUCUCAACAACGAUGGCCCUCUACAGUGACAGGGGCGCUCCUCCAGCUAUGCUUGCAGAGCGUGCCCUGGUGGAGGAGCCCUAUGUGGACUACAGGAGACACGCUGCCGCCCUGCUGUUCUCGGAGACAGGCCGUGACGUGAAGGCCCAGCCGGAGCUGCUCUGCCCCACACUCAUGCUCAACGGGGCGUUCAAGUGUAUCAAGUGUGGCAAGGUGUUUUCCACCCCGCAUGGUCUGGAAGUGCACGUGCGCAGGUCCCACAGCGGCACUCGACCGUUUGCGUGUGACAUUUGCGGCAAAACGUUCGGACACGCAGUAAGCCUGGAGCAGCACAAAGCCGUGCACUCGCAGGAAAGAAGCUUCGACUGCAAAAUCUGCGGAAAGAGCUUCAAGCGCUCCUCCACUCUGUCCACCCACCUGCUGAUCCACUCCGACACGCGGCCCUACCCGUGCCAGUUCUGCGGCAAGAGGUUCCACCAGAAGUCCGACAUGAAGAAGCACACCUUCAUCCACACAGGCGAGAAGCCGCACAAGUGCCAGGUGUGCGGGAAAGCGUUCAGCCAGAGCUCCAACCUCAUCACGCACAGCAGGAAGCACACGGGAUACAAGCCGUUCGGCUGCGACCUGUGCGGGAAAGGCUUCCAGAGGAAAGUGGACCUCAGGAGACACAAAGAGACGCAGCACGGACUGAAAUGAGAGCAAAGCUGCAAUCACUGCUCAGAGCAUUGUGACUGAUUCAAGGACGAGUUCAGUUCUGCUGUUUGGAAGCGAGAGAGACGAUCUGAGAAGCUCCGACUGGGUUUAUUUAAUGUCUUCUAUUUAACGAAUAAGCUGUAGUAAACAACAACAAAAACAAAACAUCAGCAACACUAAUGACAAUCAAGGUCCAGAAAGCCGGGCGUAGCUGCGGACUGUAAAACAAUCUGGGGAUUUUUUAUUUUUAUUGAUGAAGCGAAUUUAAAAGCAGAUAAAAAUCUGCGCUUCUCCACGGAGGCGGGUUGUUUUCAGCCGCAGCGCUGCGGGCAAAACAAGCUGCGCUGAUGCGUCAGGCUGUUCGGCUCAGGAUGACGGAAAACACACUUUCCUCCUUUUUAAGGGAAACAACCUGCUGUAAGACUCUUGGGUUUAAAAACGGUGAGGUCUCAUUUUUACAACAGCUACUAGGGUAAAGACGGAAUCCUCAGCAAAAAAAA